AUGGCAGUUGAAAGAUCGAAUUGGUUGUCAACGCUGGCCAAAAUCCCACGCAGUAUCACCGUUGAGCCAGUAUUAUUCUUGUUCAUGUUCUGCCAAUUUUCAGAAUAUGCUCUAGUCAUGUUUUUAAUACGACGUAAAGUUUGCUUAAAUUAUUUACCCUUAAGUAUUUGCUCCAAUUCCUCUAUUCGAUUGGAUAAUACCACUGAAAAUAGUAUUGAAAGUCAGACUUCAACGUAUAUUUUCUACUUGAAUUUAUCAUUUAUUAUUCCAUCAGUUUGUGCGUCUAUCAUUCUAGGCAAUUUAUCUGAUAAACUUGGCCGUAAAGUGGUCAUGAUAUUGCCAUGUAUUGGUGCUGGUAUUAAAAAUGUCAUCUUUCUCAUUAAUGCUUAUCUAAUUGACAAGCCAGUGCCGUACAUGUACAUUGGAUCAGCUAUUUCAGGAUUCUUUGGCAAUUAUCCAACGUUAUUAAUGGCUGUUUUUUCUUACAUCUCUGAUAUUAGUCAUGGUGACACGCGUAGUUCACGAAUUGGUAUUUUAGAAUCCAUGACAUUUAUAGGUGGAUCAAUGGCUAAUUUUAUUUCUGGUCGAUGGCUAGAUACGGCUGGGUUUUUACCUCCAUUUUGGGCCAAUGUAAUCAUUUAUUUUUGCUUAAUUUUAUACAUCAUAUUUGUCAUAACCGAAUCCUAUCGUCCAACAGAUCCUAACGACAAUCAGCAAGUUGAUACUCCAGAUCAGAAUCGCUGUUCCACAUUUUUUUCAAUGCGUAAUUUUCAAGCCAGCUAUAAAGUGAUUAUCAAACCUCGUGUUGGCCACUUACGGAUUCAUUUAAUCUUGUUGGUCGCCAUAUUUUUCCUCAAUGUCAUCAUUUUCAAUGCUUUUAAUAACAUCAUUUACGUUUACCUAAAACACCCACCGCUCUCGUUGACACCAACGAGUAUUGGUGACAUUGUAGCACUAAAACUAUGUUUGAACGGAAUAGCAGCAAUUAUAGUUAUGCCAAUUCUAUCCAAAAUUUUACAUUUUAAUGAUACAAGCUUAAUUAUGAUUGGUGUACUAUCAUCAACUGCUUCAUGGUUGUACAUUGGAUUUAUACGAUCACCGUCAAUUGUUUUCAUCGGCUCCAUCAUUGAUGGAUUAACUGGAAUGGCGAUACCUAGUUGCCGUGCUAUGUUAUCAAAGAUUGUUAACCAGGACGAAUUAGGUAAAAUGUUUGGCUUUAUAUCAGCUACAGAAGUUUUAACAUCGCUCCUUGCUUCUGCUAUUGCUAACGGUAUAUAUUCAGCAACAGUUCGCACUGCAAUCACAACUGUUUUCAUAACUAUGGCUUCCCUUACAAUCAUACCAUUAGCAUUAACAUCAAUAAUACACGUUGAUCGUCGUCGACAACGUUCUACUUCGUUUUACGUACAUAUUAAUGACGAUCAUAUAGCUGCUAAUGGUGUAAAUUCUUGA
Molecule: messenger RNA, 1452 nt
Organism: Trichoplax adhaerens
Lineage: Eukaryota; Metazoa; Placozoa; Uniplacotomia; Trichoplacea; Trichoplacidae
Exons: 3
Coding region: 1-1452 (483 amino acids)
Biological process (GO): transmembrane transport
Cellular component (GO): membrane
Molecular function (GO): transmembrane transporter activity
Source: RefSeq, a predicted model, not a curated record